Molecule: messenger RNA, 1339 nt
Organism: Phytophthora nicotianae INRA-310
Lineage: Eukaryota; Oomycota; Peronosporomycetes; Peronosporales; Peronosporaceae
Exons: 1
Coding region: 52-1203 (383 amino acids)
Molecular function (GO): FMN binding; oxidoreductase activity
Source: RefSeq, a predicted model, not a curated record
AGUGAUUUUGCCCUCCCAGCCCCAGAUCUCCUUUAAGACCAGGCUACAACGAUGGUGGCUACGUCGCAAGUACCCAAGCUCUUCACGCCCCUUACACUCGGCGGCAAGUUGAACCAAUUGACGCUGCAGCACCGCGUCGUGAUGGCUCCGUUAACCCGUCUUAAGCACGGCGAGGAAGGAGUGCCGCCCGAGAUCACGGCCACGUACUAUGGUCAACGCGCCACCAAGGGCGGUCUCAUCAUCGCUGAGGCCACCAACAUUUCGCCUACUGCUCGGGGCUACGUCGGCUCCCCCGGUAUCUUUAACCAGGAGCAGGUGGAAGGCUGGAAGCGCGUGACUGACACGGUCAAGGACAAGGGAGGACACAUGUUCCUGCAGUUGUGGCACACUGGCCGUAUGAGUCACCCGCUUAGCCAGCCCAACGGAGAGUUGCCGGUGUCCUCCAGCUCCAACGUGGACGUGUCCGGCACUCACAUUUACACCCGUGAAGGCCCCAAACCGCACGUGCAACCUCGUGCUCUGGAGACCCACGAGAUCCCGCUUAUUGUCCAGGACUACAAGAAGGCAGCUGAGAAUGCUCUUGCUGCUGGUUUCGACGGUGUCGAGUUCCACUGUGCCAAUGCGUACCUGCAAGAACAGUUCCUGCAGGACGGCAUCAACGACCGAACGGACAAGUACGGCGGAUCUAUGGAGAACCGCGCGCGUUUCCUGUUCGAGUCUCUGGAUGCGAUUCUCGAGGUGGUAGACUCCAGUCGUGUGGGUAUUCGCCUGUCGCCUUACGGUAUGAGUUUCGGCCAGUUCGAGUCUGACCCCAUUGGAAUGUACGGCUACGUCAUCAAGAAGCUGAACGAAUAUCACCUGGCGUAUGUUCAUCUCAUCGAGCCUCGUGCAUUCGAGCUGCACGAAAACCCGAACGCUGCGACCGACGGAUCCAUGACGCGUACUUUCCGUGGGAUCUACGACGGUGUCUUGCUGUCGGCAUCUGGCUACAACCGCGAGUUGGCUAUCAAGGCUGUGGAAAGUGGCGACACCGACCUUGUGGCUUUCGGUCGCUACUUCAUCUCGAACCCGGACCUUGUGAAGCGUCUAGAGAUCGAUGCGCCGCUAAACCCGUACGACUCGAAGACGUUCUACGCGCCGGGUGAGCUGGGAUACAUUGACCAGCCCUUCCUAGAGGAAAGCGAUGCGGCUAAGUCGUCUUAGGGUGAAUCUACUGCAUAGUGUAGAUGAAAGAGUACAAAUUGCUGUCCAAAAGGAACGAAUUGAUUUCGACUAAAGAAAGUUUUGCUACGUACGAUCUUAUCAUCGGUGCCGCGAUUACUAAUAUGACACUCCAACG